Heterocephalus glaber (naked mole-rat) is the source of this 6942-nucleotide messenger RNA. It is a transcript of the gene Tmem168, whose product is annotated as transmembrane protein 168. The record is from RefSeq and is a predicted model, not a curated record. Lineage: Eukaryota; Metazoa; Chordata; Mammalia; Rodentia; Bathyergidae.
GGUUCGGUCCCGUCACUGAGAAAGUUUCUACGGAGACUGGUUUGUAUUAGUGAGUGCAGCCUCGGGCCCUCUUACCCCCUGGCUUGACACCUCUCUGUGCCAGUCGCAGGCUCAGUCCUCCAGGCCUUCUGUCACCUUCUUACUUUGUUGGCCUCAGAGCAAGUUGAGAGGUGCCCACGGCCGAAUCAGGUAGGGGGACCGUGGCGUGAACGGCGGGCCACGAGACCUGAGCACAGAAACCGCCCAGGGCCCCGCGAGGUCCAGGCCGCAAGCCCCGCCCGCCGGCAUCCCGGGGCGGGGAUCACUGUAAACAAAAUUUCUACCUGAGAAAAUGUUGGAAUAGGAGUUACCAAUACAUUGGAUUUGUUGGAUGAAAUACAAGAAGUUAAUUUUUGUAACGUGAGGAGAAAACCUGAAUUGCUAGAUUACAUGUGUAAAUCACUGCGUUAUUGCUUUAGUCAUUGUCUCUAUCUAGCAAUGACAAGACUGGAAGAAGUAAAUAGAGAAGUAAACAUGCAUUCUUCAGUGCGGUACCUUGGCUAUUUAGCCAGAAUAAACUUACUGGUGGCUAUUUGUUUAGGUCUUUAUGUAAGAUGGGAAAAAACAGCAAAUUCCUUAAUUUUGGUAAUUUUUAUUCUUGGCCUUUUUGUCCUUGGAAUUGCCAGUAUACUCUACUAUUAUUUUUCAAUGGAAGCAGCAAGUUUAAGUCUCUCCAAUCUUUGGUUUGGAUUCUUGCUUGGCCUUCUAUGUUUUCUUGAUAAUUCAUCCUUUAAAAAUGAUGUGAAAGAAGAAUCAACUAAAUACUUGCUUCUAACUUCCAUAGUAUUAAGGCUAUUAUGUGCAUUAGUGGAGAGAAUUUCUGGUUAUGUCCGUCAUCGACCCACUUUACUAACCACGGUAGAGUUUCUGGAACUUGUUGGAUUUGCCAUUGCCAGCACAACUAUGUUGGUAGAGAAGUCUCUGAGUGUCAUUUUACUUGUUGUAGCCUUGGCCAUGCUGAUUAUUGACCUGAGAAUGAAGUCUUUCCUUGCUAUUCCAAAUUUGGUUAUUUUUGCAGUAUUGUUAUUUUUUUCCUCAUUGGAAACUCCCAAAAAUCCAAUUGCUUUUGCAUGUUUUUUUAUUUGCCUAAUAACUGAUCCUUUCCUUGACAUUUAUUUUAGUGGACUUUCAGUAACUGAAAGAUGGAAACCCUUUUUGUACCGUGGAAGAAUUUGCAGAAGACUUUCUGUUGUUUUCAGUGGGCUGAUUGAGCUUACAUUUUUUAUUUUGUCAGCAUUUAAACUUAGAGACACUCAUCUCUGGUAUUUUGUAAUACCAGGCUUUUCCAUUUUCGGAAUUUUCUGGAUGAUUUGCCAUGUUAUUUUUCUUUUAACUCUUUGGGGAUUCCAUACCAAAUUAAAUGACUGCCAUAAAGUAUAUUUUGCACACAGGGCAGAUAACAAUAGCCUUGAUAGAAUCAUGGCAUCCAAAGGGAUGCGUCAUUUUUGCUUAAUUUCAGAGCAAUUAGUUUUUUUUAGCCUUCUUGCAACAGCGAUUUUCGGAGCAGUUUCCUGGCAGCCAACAAAUGGAAUCUUCUUGAGCAUGUUUCUCAUUGUUUUGCCAUUGGAAUCCAUGGCUCAUGGACUCUUCCAUGAAUUGGGUAACUGUUUAGGAGGAACAUCUGUUGGAUAUGCUAUUGUGAUUCCCACCAACUUUUGCAGUCCUGAUGGUCAGCCAACACUGCUUCCACCAGAACAUGUACAGGAAUUAAAUUUGAGGUCUACUGGCAUGCUCAACGCUAUCCAAAGAUUUUUUGCAUAUCAUAUGAUUGAAACCUAUGGAUGUGACUAUUCCACAAGUGGACUGUCUUUUGAUACUCUACAUUCCAAACUGAAAGCUUUCCUCGAACUUCGGACUGUGGAUGGACCUAGACAUGAUACAUAUGUUCUCUAUUAUAGUGGGCACACCCAUGGCUCAGGAGAGUGGGCUCUAGCAGGUGGAGAUAUACUGCGCCUUGACACGCUUUUAGAAUGGUGGAGAGAAAAGAAUGGUUCCUUCUGUUCCCGGCUCAUUAUCAUAUUAGACACCGAGAAUUCAACCCCUUGGGUCAAAGAAGUGAGAAAGGUUAAUGACCAGUAUAUUGCAGUGCAAGGAGCAGAGAUGGCAAAGAUAGUAGAUAUUGAAGAAGCCGACCCACCACAGCUGGGUGACUUUACAAAAGAUUGGGUUGAAUACAAUUGCAAUUCCAGUAAUAACAUCUGCUGGACUGAAAAGGGACGCACAGUGAAAGCAUUGUAUGGUGUGUCAAAACGCUGGAGUGACUACACUCUGCACUUGCCGACAGGAAGCGAUGUAGCCAAGCACUGGAUGUUACACUUUCCUCGUAUUACAUAUCCACUUGUGCAUUUAGCAAAUUGGCUAUGUGGUCUGAACCUUUUUUGGAUCUGCAAGACUUGUUUUAGGUGCUUGAAAAGAUUAAAAAUGCGUUGGUUUCUUCCUACUGUGCUGGACACAGGACAAGGCUUUAAACUUGUCAAAUCUUAAUUUGGAACCCAAAGCAGGGUAUUAUUGAGAGUUCAUAUUACCAGUUAUCACUAACUUGCCAUUUUUUUGUAUGCUGUAUUUUUAUUUGUGGAAAAUAUCUUGCUACUACUGUAGCUGUUCUCACUUUGUCUUUUCUCAAGUAAUUACCGGAUUUUGGAGGUGUUGGGAAUAAGCUUUAUUUUACAUUAAAAGUAUGUAGGAAGUCAUCAGUGCUGACUGUGUAAAUGUAUAAGAGAUGUUAAAAAUAACUGCACUUUCAGGAAUAUUUGCAUUUGCCUCUAAUUAGAAAGAAAACAGUUGUCUAUGCCCUACAAUGGCCAGUGAAGAAUUACUAAUUCCUUGUUUUCUAGGCAUAUAUUAGAGAUUGUAGAUGGAACAGAUUUGUUUACUAUUUUAAAACUACCAAUUUACUAACUUUUGUGUGUGUGUGUGAACAGUUAGGUUUGAGUCCAAGGCUACUUGGAGAACUAUAAACAUUCUUAGAAAAAGAAGAGGUCUACCCAAAAUGAAUGCAAAAUUUGCUUGCACUCCAUCACAUUUGGAUAUUUUGGUUGUGAACUGUUACCAGUGUAGUAGAGAAGCUCAAAUUCCUUUUUAGAUCAAAACAUUCUUCAUGUAGGUAACCACAAGAAGCUAAGAGCCAACCAGUUGUUCAUGCAUACUGAGGGCGUCUGAAAACACUGGUAAUUUUAAGAGUCUUUCUCAGGGUAACAAUGUUUUCUUAAUGAACAGUGUUUCAAGCUACAAGUUUCUUGCCAAUAAAUUCUUUCCUUUCAAAAAGUCUUAUAAAAGAAAUUUAGCAUUUUCUCAUUGUCCGAUUCAGUCCAUUUCAGUAUUCAGAAAACAUUUUAAUCUCUGUGGUGUUGUGCUAUGAAAAUUAUUUUUAAAAUUCCCAUUUGUGAUAAAUUUUUUUCUACUGAAGGUAAAAGGAUAGGAAACAAGUCAUUUUUCCUUGUAUGCAUGCAAUAUGUAAAAACAUAUUCAUGUUUGCAGUUUCGGUUAAGCAUAAUAAUGUGGUUAUAAUUUUUCAACUUUAAUUCAUUGUUUUAUCUGAGUAAAAUAGGCAGUGAUCAGGCUAUCUCCUAAGAGGUAAUUCAUUUCUUAUUACCUUCCAGUGAUCCUUGCACUCUAAAUUUUCAUCUUUGAGAAAGAGGGGAAUAUAUUUAAAUUGGGAGAUAAUCUUUGUUUUUAAAAUAGAGUAACUUUUCACUAUUGAAGCCAUUUUUCCCAAUUCAGAAAGAAGAAAUAAUGCCUCUACCAUUUUCUACUGGUGACUUAAAAAAAAUUGAAGUUUAGUUAAGAAGAAGUCACUUAGUAUCUGAGAACUUGUAUACCACGAUCUGUGCAGCAUUGUUAUAGUCUGAUUAUUUCUAUGUUUCAAAUAUGAUUUUCUUAAAUACUUUGAAUAAAAUUUUGUUAAAAAUUAAUUUUUCACUUAAUAUGCAAUGAAUAGUUACUGAACUUUUGAAUAUAUUAAAAGUGAAAGUUAUAAAAAAAGACCAUGUUUUAAAAUUCAUUUUUGGUGGCAGGUUGUUUUGAAAAUUUCCAAUAUUUGGUGAAGUAUUUAUAUUAGUACUAUUAAAUGAAAUAGUAUAAUGUUUCAUUAUUGUUCUUUUCAAAAAUUAUGUAAUAGAAAAGCCACGUGUUACAAACAUUAACUUAUAGCAUCAAAAAAGUUAAUGUUCAAUAAAAUCUCCUUUUAAAUUUCUCAACCAAUAGGCACCAAAUUAGCUUUAACUAAAGCAUAUGUCUUCUCUGUAAGAAAGGCAAAUAAAUAUAAAAGUAUAUCCUAUGUUCUUUAUAAUGUAGUAUUAAGUUAUUACUAAAAACUAAUUAAAAGAUAACAAUUUUUUACCUCCAAAGUUAACUUUUUUAAUAUAUGUACUAUUUAUAGUCAUAUUCUGUGAAAGAACAACCAAGAAAGGUCUUUGGGCCGAAAAUGAGAUAAACCAACUUAUUUACUAAAAGCUAUUGAAUAUCCAAUUUGAUGAAUUUUCCUUCCAAAAAAAGAACUAUAAAUGACUCUAGGAUGAGAAAAUGCCAAUUUUAAUACAGUACUAAUGUAGUUAAAGGGAUAAAAUAAUUAGUUACUUUAACCUGAAAAUUUUUUUUAAAUCUUAACAAAACUAAUUUGCCUAUGGUUGUCAUUUUGUGUGACAUGUAUUCAUGAAGGAAUUACUUGAAAUAAAAGUAAUUAUUUUAGGGCAACCCUUUACCAUUCUACUAAAGAGAAAGAGACAUCAUGGAGAUAUUUUUCACAUAGUUCAUCUUAAUAUUUGUUUCCUUAUAACUUCGCCAAAAUCACAAAAAUAAUAUCCCCUGAAAACAUCUUUUCAAAAAAUGUACAUCACUGUAUGAUAUUAAUUUAUGAAGUUCUUUAUUUCCCUGUAGCUUUUUAGUUAUGUUGUCAUUUCCUUCAAAAAUUUUUAGUUUGGUCUGGUCUAAGCUGUUCUUCCUUAGGAAUGUUGGAUUUAUCUUUCCCUGCAAUUAUAUCUUGCUCUUAAUAAAUUGAAAAUUCUGUGGAAAAGACCUUUUAUUAGGAAUUUUUUAUAAUCAGUGUUUUCAUAACCUCUGCACUUUAAAAAUUACAUUCUUAAUUAAAAUACAUUUAUAUUUAAUGAAAUCUAGAUUCACUAGAAUCUAUUUAACUAUUUUGUUUGGCUUAUAUAGAUUUGCUGUUUGGGAUACUUUUUCAUAUAUUGUACAUUCUUUUCACAUUGAGUGCCUAGUCUCUUUUGAAGUAAUGUUCUACAUUAGCUUUCUACAGGUGAUGUGGUAGCUAAUAUUACAUGUGCCAGAAGAAAAUGUUAAACCAUGUGAUUAUUUGACAGUAACUGCUUAAAGGAGUUUGAUCUGUCAGUACUUGUGAAUAUCUCUGUUGGAAACUACUGGACUGUCGUCAUCUCUUGUCAGUAGAGGCUUACACAUUUUGAUAUUUCUGCACAUGGUUAUCCAGAAGAAUACCUUGCACAUGAAAGGUGUUUAAUAAAUAUCUUUGACCAAGUGAAUUAAGAAUCCUAAGGAAUUGGAAUGACUUGAUUGUAAAUUACUACAUUUUUAUAAUAUUAUUUAAAUGGAUAUUAUUUCAAGAUUAUCACUAAGCAAGUAAGAGGAAAACAUAUUUGAAGUUAAAAGAUUAGUAAAUGUCAAGACUAGAUAAGGAAAACUUGUGUUGCACUGAUUUACAUGAAAACAUAGCUAAUGUCAUCAAAAAAGGUGUUCUUGUGGUUGGAGUCCGUGUCCAUCAUGCCUCCAGUAUGAUUUAAUCUCAUUCAUUUUACAUUAUUUCAUGUAGACAAAUUUGAGAUUUAUCACAAAUGGAACAUAUUAAAGUAUAAAUUAAAAAAUUGUAAAGUCUGAACAGUAGGCCCAUUAACGUAACAGGUAAAGGCCAAGCCAAGAAAACUGUUUACCUCAUCUUCAGAGUAUCUCCUUUCUGUUCUCUAAUUGCAAUACAGAGAACUCUAAGAAGUAAAUUGUUUGAGGGACAUUCUGUUGAUAAGGUAAUCUAUAUUAUGUUUAAUAGGAAAUAUUAUUACUUAGACAAAAGCAGAGUCACAAUUGAAAAUUGUGGGCUAACCAGCAAGAAUUUUGAGGAGUUUUAUUAAUAGCUAAUACAUAAAACAUUUUGAUUGAUUAAAAAAGUCAAAUUGACCAAUUUUUUUAAGUGAUCAACUCACAGUAUUUUAGAAUUUUGUACUUAAAAACAUAAAAACUUAGGUGGAUAAUUUUAGUAAAUUUUAUUGAGCAGUCCUGUCCUAAAAAUACUGAUUUUUCCCAAGUUAAAGACUUUUAGCCGUGUGCCAGGGAUAAAUGAGGAAUAUGGCAUCUCUUCAGACCAGUAAUAUUUACUCCAUGUUAAGUAACUAUAUUAAAUUUAUAUUAAAAUAGUUACCAAUGUAUUGAGCAAAAUUUUCAUUAAUUUUAAAUAUAAACCAUAAUACUUCAAAGCAGUUUUAAUCUUGUAGUGGAUCAUUAGUUUUAUCCUCCGUGCCACAAAACACUGAAAAAUCUUCAGACACAGUAUUGAAUUUAAUUAUACUCCAUAGAGGACAUUUUUCUUAACUUUUUUGUCUUCUGGCUUGGAAUUCAGACAGCACAAUACAUUUUCACUAAGCAUUUUGUUUUAUAUAUAUUGAAUUUCAGAUGUAUGCCAUUUUAAUGCAGUUUUAUAAUGGAUAUUUCUAGGUUUUUCAGAAUCCUUGUAGUGAACCCUUGAUAAAUAAGUAUUGGUUAAAAAAAAUGGGGUAGGAAUUUUCAUUUGUAAUUCAUAUCCAUGUGCAUUGAUAUACCCUUCUCUCCUGCCUAGUUGGAAGAGAUAUUUCUCUUUUGCUCUAGCCCUAAUCUUUAGAUUCCUUUCUUCCUUUCCACAUAAAACAACUUUAUCCAUAAUAACAAUAAAAAUGAUCAUGACUAUAA